AUGCUAUCACAGUCCAUCUCUGCCAUCCGGGGCGACCUGUCAAACAUCACCGCUCCGCCAUUCGUCCUCGACACAAAAUCCACAGUCGAAUUACCAGGUUUCUGGGGUGAAAGACCGUCCGUUUUUGUGGCCCCGGCCUCAUCUCAAGAUCCUGCAGAGCGCGCCCUUCUCGUUCUGAGGUGGUUUCUCUCUUCACUUCGCAACCAGCAAUACUCGGGUCGGGCGCCCGGUCAAGGAGUCAAGAAGCCUCUCAAUGCCUUUCUCGGAGAACUCUUCAUUGCCAGAUGGGAGGAUGAGGCUGGGUUAACGAGGUUGGUCUGCGAGCAAGUCAGUCACCACCCUCCCGUGACGGCAUGUCGUCUGUGGAACGAAGAACAUGGUGUUUCGGCUGAAGGAUAUACUCGCCAGGAGAUUUCGUUCUCCGGAAACCUGAACAUCAAGCAAAUAGGCCACGCGAUCGUCCACCUUUCUCGUCACAACGAGUCGUUUCUGAUCCCAUUGCCUGAUGUUAAGGUGAAGAGCAUCAUCACUGGCAGUCCUUACCCAGAGCUCGAAGGAACGUACUACAUUCCCAGCACAAAUGGGUACAUGUCGACCAUCGUCUUCGGCAGCAAAGGUCUGUUUUCAAGUUCCAGCAAGAAACAUAGCUUCGAGGCGAAAGUGUACCGUGAAGGAGAGGAGGGAAGCCCUCUGUACACCGUCACGGGUAACUGGGAUGGUGUCUUUGUCACGCAUGAUGUCCGGACCGACACCGAGAUCGAUCGAUUUGAUGUUGAGACCGCCAAAACCACCCCUCUCGUGACAGAUCCUCUGGAUGAGCAGGACCCGUGGGAGUCCCGCCGGGCAUGGCACGACGUUCGCCAAGCCCUGCAGAGAGGCGACAUGCAAGGAGCUGCAGAUGCUAAAUCGAAGCUGGAAAACGGACAGAGAGAUCUGCACAAGAACGACCCUGAUGGAAAGUCUUGGGAGAGAUUGUUUUACGCCACCGUACCACAUGAUGAGGUGGCUGAGGGACUGGCAAAGAAGAUA
This is a messenger RNA of Exophiala viscosa, 1029 nucleotides long. RefSeq lists its product as uncharacterized. Gene Ontology annotation, molecular function: oxysterol binding. The annotation marks the transcript as partial. Gene Ontology annotation, cellular component: cytosol; intracellular membrane-bounded organelle; membrane. The record is from RefSeq and is a predicted model, not a curated record. The transcript has 3 exons. NCBI's taxonomy places the organism in Eukaryota, Fungi, Ascomycota, Eurotiomycetes, Chaetothyriales, Herpotrichiellaceae.